GGAAGCGGGCGGCCCCGGGCGGGCGGAAGCGAUGGAGCCGGCCAAGAUGGCGUCCCCCAAGAGCGCGCCCAAAGACGCGCAGGUGAUGGCGCAGAUCCUGAAGGACAUGGGCAUCACCGAGUACGAGCCGCGGGUCAUCAACCAGAUGCUGGAGUUCGCCUACAGGUACGUGACCACCAUCCUGGAAGAUGCCAAAAUUUACUCGAGCCACGCCAAGAAGUCCAGCGUGGAUGCAGAUGAUGUGAGGUUGGCCAUCCAGUGCCGGACGGACCAGUCCUUCACAUCGCCCCCCCCCCCGGGAUGUGAGUCAGGCUGGAUUCGUGGGUUCUUGUUAGACAUUGCAAGGCAGAAGAACCAGACCCCCCUGCCCCUGAUCAAGCCUUAUUCUGGGCCCAGGCUCCCACCUGACAGGUACUGCUUGACAGCCCCCAACUACAGACUGAAGUCCUUGCAGAAGAAGGUCUCCUCCUCUGCAGGGAGGAUCACGGUCCCUCGCCUGAGCGUCGGGGCAGUCAGCAGCAGGCCCAGCACCCCCACUCUGGGCACCCCCUCUGCACAGGCCGUGUCUGUCUCCGCCAAGGUGGGCGCCCCGGUGUCGCUGACUGGCCAGAGGUUCACUGUCCAGAUCCCCUCUUCCCAGGCUGCAGUCAAGUCAGCCACACCAACAACUCCAACAGUUCAGAAUGUUCUAAUUAAUCCCUCCUUAAUUGGACCAAAGAACAUUCUCAUCACGACAAACAUGGUGUCCUCCCAGAAUGCAGCUGCUGAAUCAAAUCCCUUGAAGAGGAAACAUGAAGAUGAUGAUGACUAUGACAACCUGUGACCAGACUGUCCCAUCCCCUUCUGCUCUUCAGGGGCUGAGGAGGUUUUUUUUAUGCCAAGAAUCCUUUGUAAACUGUGUGAGAGUGUGUAAAUAUCCUGCCAAGAUGCAGCUGGCUGGGGAGUCAGGGAGAUGAUGGGUGGUGGGAAGAGGGAAAAAGUGGGUCCUGUGGGUUGUGGUGUCCUUGGAGCCUCAGCAGCAGGGCUGGCUCUGCUCACUGUGGCACAGGAGCCUUCCUGCCUCUCCUCCCCUGCUUCCCAGCAGUGUCCCUGUCACUGUCCCCAGGCACUGGGGGAGCUGCUCCCUGCCAAGGAAACAUCAGACUGGGGGGUUGGUGUGACAUGGAGCUCCUUGCUCUCUGAGAACAUGGAGAACAACCCUGGGAGAGGUGGGAUGUGGCUGGGGAAGAUCAGGCCUGACCCAGCACCUGUUUGACCCCCAGCUAGAUUUGCUGCUUCCAGGUGGUGUUGGUGGCUCCUCGUUCCAGUGGGUGGGAAGGGUGGCUCUUCAGGGUAGUGAUGCAGAGAAGAGGCAGAGGAGGGGGUUGCUGGAGACCUUCUCCUCAGGGCAGCCUUCCUGCUGGGAUGAACACCCCCCCAGAGCUCCAUGGGUAAAAGCCCAGCCAUGAUUUUUGUUCUGUAUUUGCUUCCAAAGAGCUGCACCUUCAGCUUGUGCUGGGCUGGGACUGGAAUGAAAAGACUGAGUAAAAGUGGGUUUUUCUAUUAACCAAGGA
This is a messenger RNA of Apus apus (common swift), 1553 nucleotides long. It is a transcript of the gene TAF9B, whose product is annotated as TATA-box binding protein associated factor 9b. The record is from RefSeq and is a predicted model, not a curated record. The transcript has 7 exons. Gene Ontology annotation, cellular component: SAGA complex; transcription factor TFIID complex. Gene Ontology annotation, molecular function: RNA polymerase II general transcription initiation factor activity; protein heterodimerization activity; transcription coactivator activity. The coding region runs from base 32 to 823 and encodes 263 amino acids. Gene Ontology annotation, biological process: DNA-templated transcription initiation; RNA polymerase II preinitiation complex assembly. Lineage: Eukaryota; Metazoa; Chordata; Aves; Apodiformes; Apodidae.